Molecule: messenger RNA, 1854 nt
Organism: Hermetia illucens (black soldier fly)
Lineage: Eukaryota; Metazoa; Arthropoda; Insecta; Diptera; Stratiomyidae
Exons: 4
Coding region: 1-1854 (617 amino acids)
Source: RefSeq, a predicted model, not a curated record
AUGAUUGAAAGGUUCCAAGAUAUCAAAAUCAUAUUCGUUUUUAUUGAAGUGUGGGGAAAUCAAAGUGAUCGCCUGGAUGACUUGUUUUCUUGGUGCUCGAAAACAGGAGCUUUCAGUGUUGUAGCAAUGUUUUUGGAGUCAUCAGAACAAAUAUACAGUAUCGAUCCUUUUCCCAAAUCAGAGAUUGUUUCAGCCUCACCUGCGAUGAUUGGCGAUUUAUUAUUCAUUGAUAAGACAAGAGAUUACAAAGGAGCGGUUUUGAGGAGAGCCUUAAUUGACGAUUUUCCUCGCUCUUAUAUGUAUACCAACGAUGAGGGAAAAGCAGUAAUUGUGGGGCAUAAUUCAAUAUAUGUUAGCGAGUUUAUUCGCCAUAUGAAUGCAACAAUGGUGGAUGUUUUGAACGAAGAUGGCAGUCUUAUGAAUAUAUUUGAAGCCGAGAAUUCCGUCUCUGAAGGAAGAGCUGACAUACCGACCGUGGCGCGCAGUAGCAUUUGUAGGAACAACAUUAUGUUCACCGUACCAGUUAUCUCUUCACAAUACUCAUUUCUCGUCCCUUUCAGUAAAAGUGUUCCACCCUCUGCUUAUAUUACAUUACCAUUCAAUUUGGAUGUUUGGGCACUAGUGGCAGUUAUCACUAUAUUCAUAUCAUCUGCUGUGUAUCUGCAUAACUGGAUUCUUGAAAAUUCAAGCGAUUUCAUGAGGGUAUUAUACAACACGAUGUUGGGAAUUGCCUCUCAAUCGAUUCCACAAGAGUCGUUCACUUCUUGGCGGUACAGAUAUAUCCGGAUACAUCUCAUUACAAUCGGAUUCAUUUUGACGAACUUAUACUUGGCAUAUUUGUCCAGUUUUCUGACCACUCAAGUAUAUGAACCUCAACUCAAAUCUUACAAGGACAUAAGAGAUCGAGGUCAGAAACUGUUAGCGGUGAAUUUUCAUUACGAUUAUUUUGAGCAGCGAAACCUUACUCCCGAUUACAGUGACGAGAUUGUCACACUUAUAAACAGGGAAACCUAUCUUAGUAUCAUUUUCACCAUGAAUGGAACCUAUGGCAUUGGUCUACCCGAGGAGGAAAAGGCGCUUAUCGAAUUUUAUCAACGCAAUUUGAAACGACCAGUUUUCUUUGAUCCGUCAUUAGAGUUUCCAGUAGCAAUGCCAGGAACUUUAGUGCGAAAGAAUUCCACAUUUCUGGUACAUCUGAAUAACUUUAUUUUGAAUUUAUGGGCUUCAGGCCUUUUGAACUAUUGGAGGAAAGUGCACGGUUUGGAAACGAUACGCUUGAAAUUCAGGGCGAAAGUUGAAAGGACAGACAGCCCAAAGAAACUCAGUUUGGAACAUAUUGAAUUCAUUUUGCAAUUUCUUUUUUGUGGACUGAUGUUUGCUACUCUUUCCUUCCUAAUGGAGUUGCUUGUGGUGUAUAUUCAAAAGACAAAACAACGAAUGGAGGGCUAUGGAAACCUCCCCAAUGUGGCUGGUGCCGAGAACUUGGUGUGCGAACCUCAACUGAAAACCUACAGGGACAUAAGAGAUCGAGGUCAGAAACUAUUGGCAGUGAAUUUCCACUACGAAUACUUUGAACAACGAAACCUUACUUCUGAUUAUCGCGACGAGAUUAUCAUACUUAUAAAUAGGAAAGCGUACCUUCAUGUCAUUUUCACCUUGAAUGGAGCUUAUGGCAUUGGUCUACCGGAGGAGGAAAAGGUACUAAUUAAAUUUUAUCAACGUAAUUUAGAAGGACCGGUUUUCUUUGAUCCUACAUUGGAGUUUCCAGUGCCCAUCUCAGGAAUGCCUUUUGAACAAUUGGAGGAAAACGCUAAGUUUGGAAACGGUACAUUGAAAAUUCAGAACGAAGGUUGA